GUACAUAAGAAACAAUUUUUGUAAAAUCUACUACAUUAAAGCAAAAAAGUAUGGAAAAGUAUUAAUUAAAUGUGAUCUGAUAAUUAUGGACAAAGAAUUUAGCCCCUGCGUAAUAUCAUUUCUUGCUACAUUACUGUAUAGUUCAGCUGUGAAUAGGGAAGAAUGAGUGCUCAAUAAAAUAGAGAACACCAGUUGCCGGUUUGCCUGCUAGCAAAACUGUUCGAUAUUCGUUGUAAAGAAAUAGUUGAAAAUAUCUUUGAAACAUAUACAACAAUUAUGGACAAUCAGGAUUGCUAUUUAAUAUUGGAGAAUGGCAAAUCUUUACCUGGAAAAUGUUUUGGAGCAAAAGAAUGUGUCGACGGAGAAAUUGUUUUUCAGACUGGAAUGGUGGGUUAUCCUGAAUCGUUAACAGAUCCAUCUUAUCAUGCUCAAAUUUUAGUACUGACAUAUCCAUUAAUUGGAAAUUAUGGCAUACCAGGAAAUGAAAAAGAUGAACACGGUUUACCGCUGUGGUUUGAAUCAAAUCGAAUUUGGGCAGCUGCUCUGGUGGUUGACGAAAUUUGUGAAACGCCAAGUCAUUGGAGGCAAAUUCAAACCUUAUCCGAAUGGAUGGAGAAAGAAAAAAUUCCCGGAAUUUGUGGAAUUGAUACUCGAGCUUUGACAAAAAUUAUCCGAGAAAAUGGAACAAUUCUAGGCAGAAUUGUUCGACAUAAACAAAAUGAAUUUCCUUUAUGUCCUUCUAUUGUCGAUCCAAAUACCAGAAAUUUGGUCGCUGAAGUUUCAUGUAAAGACAUAAAAACGUACAAUCCAAAAGGAUUUCCCCGCGUAUGCGUAAUUGAUUGUGGAUUAAAAUACAAUCAAUUGCGAUGCUUUUUGAAAAGAAACGCGCGAUUGGAUGUUGUUCCAUGGGAUUAUGAUUUUACGAAAGCAGAAUUUGAUGGUCUUUUUAUAAGCAAUGGACCAGGAAAUCCCGCAAUGUGUGAAAUUACCAUUAAAAAUAUCAAAAAAUACUUGUCAUCAUCAAAUCCAAAACCAAUAUUUGGAAUUUGCCUUGGUCAUCAACUUCUUUCCUUAGCUGCCGGUGCAACUUCCUAUAAAAUGGAUUACGGUAAUCGUGGUCACAAUCAACCAGUCACUCAUCAUGGAACGGAUAGAUGUUUUAUGACUUCGCAAAAUCAUGGAUUUGCAAUAGACGCGGAACAAUUGCCAAAAGAUUGGGAGCCACUGUUUACAAAUACAAAUGACAAAAGUAACGAAGGUAUUAUUCAUUCGAAAUUACCGUAUUUUUCUGUUCAAUUUCAUCCAGAACACACGGCCGGUCCUCGAGAUCUUGAAUGUUUAUUUGACGUAUUUCUCGAAACAAUCAACAAUAGAGAAAUAAUGACGAUCAAAGAACGAUUGCAUAAGAAAUUAAUUUACAAUCCCGAAAUUCCUUAUGGUCGUUUUCGACCAAAGAAAGUUUUGAUUCUUGGAAGCGGUGGUCUUAGUAUCGGUCAAGCUGGCGAAUUUGAUUACUCGGGUUCGCAAGCAAUUAAAGCUCUUCGCGAGGAGAAAAUUCAAACACUUCUCAUCAAUCCCAAUAUUGCCACUGUACAAACCUCAAAAGGAAUGGCUGACAAAGUCUAUUUUCUUCCCAUUACCCCAGAAUACGUGGGACAAGUGAUAAAAUCAGAGCGACCGGAUGGAGUUCUUUUAACUUUCGGUGGACAGACAGCACUCAAUUGUGGUGUAGAGCUCGAGAAGAACGGUAUAUUUAAGAAAUAUAAUGUGAAAAUUCUUGGAACUCCAAUUGAAUCUAUCAUUGAAACAGAGGACAGAAAAAUUUUUGCUGAUCGAAUUUGUGAAAUCAAUGAAAAAGUUGCGCCAAGUGCGGCAGUUUAUACAAUUAAUGAAGCACUUCAGGCAGCUGAAAAAUUGGGUUAUCCAGUUAUGGCACGAGCUGCAUUCUCGCUAGGUGGUUUGGGAUCAGGAUUCGCAAAUAAUGAAGAAGAAUUGAAAACACUCGCUCAACAAGCUCUCGCACACUCGAAUCAAUUGAUCAUUGAUAAAUCGUUGAAAGGAUGGAAGGAAGUUGAAUAUGAAGUAGUUCGCGAUGCCUACGAUAAUUGCAUUACAGUUUGUAAUAUGGAGAAUGUUGAUCCUCUGGGUAUUCACACUGGUGAAUCAAUUGUCGUUGCACCAAGUCAAACUCUCUCGAAUCGCGAGUACAAUAUGUUGAGAACGACUGCUCUUAAUGUUAUACGGCAUUUUGGUAUUGUUGGCGAAUGUAAUAUUCAAUAUGCGCUGAAUCCAAUUUCAGAAGAAUUCUAUAUUAUUGAAGUUAACGCGCGACUUUCAAGAAGUUCAGCUUUAGCUAGUAAAGCCACUGGUUAUCCAUUGGCUUACGUUGCUGCUAAAUUGGCUCUAGGAAUUUCGCUACCGGAAAUUCAAAAUUCAGUAACGGGAAAAACUACCGCUUGCUUUGAGCCCAGUUUAGAUUAUUGUGUCGUUAAAAUUCCACGAUGGGAUUUUAGUAAAUUCCAAAGGGUCAGCACCAAGAUCGGAAGCAGCAUGAAGAGUGUGGGCGAAGUGAUGGCAGUAGGACGAAAAUUUGAGGAAGCAUUUCAGAAAGCAUUGCGAAUGGUCGACGAGAAUGUGACUGGUUUCGAUCCCUAUGUAAAUUCCGUGAACGAUGACGACCUGGAGAAACCAACGGACAAACGAAUGUAUGUUUUGGCUGCUGCAAUAAAAGCCGGCUAUUCAAUCGAUCGUUUAUAUGAAUUAACAAAAAUUGAUCGUUGGUUCCUGUCAAAAUUGAAGAACAUCAUUAUAUAUUAUAAUCUUUUGGAAAGUUUAGAUCAGAGAAAACUUUCCAGAAAUGUAUUACUUGGAGCAAAGAAAAUUGGAUUCUCCGACCGACAAAUUGCUGAAGCUGCAAAAAUUUCUGAUCGUUUGGUGCGAAUGCAACGAAAUGAAUUUGGCAUCUCACCAUUUGUUAAACAAAUUGACACUGUUGCUGCCGAAUGGCCUGCGAGUACAAAUUACCUUUACCUAACUUACAAUGCUGAAGAUCAUGAUAUUGAAUUCCCGGGAAAUUAUACAAUGGUCAUUGGAUCGGGAGUUUAUCGAAUUGGAAGUUCUGUUGAAUUCGAUUGGUGUGCAGUGAGUUGUCUUCGAGAAUUGAGAAAUCUAGGACGGAAAACAAUUAUGGUGAACUAUAAUCCAGAAACAGUCAGUACUGAUUUCGAUAUGAGCGACCGACUCUACUUUGAAGAAAUUUCAUUUGAAACAGUUAUGGAUAUUUAUGAGCACGAAAAUCCAGAAGGUAUCAUCUUAUCAAUGGGUGGACAACUUCCAAACAAUAUUGCUAUGGAUCUGCACAGACAACAGGCCCGAAUUCUAGGAACUGCUCCCGAAUCGAUUGAUGACGCUGAAAAUAGAUUCAAAUUUUCUCGAAAACUUGAUUCGAUCGGAAUUUCUCAACCUAGGUGGAAAGAAUUGACAAAUCUCGAAUCGGCUGUUGAAUUUUGUGAAGAAGUUGGUUAUCCGUGUUUAGUACGACCAUCGUAUGUUUUAAGUGGCGCAGCAAUGAAUGUUGUGCAUUCAAAUCAUGAUUUGGAGUCGUAUUUAAAAAUUGCCAGCAAUGUGAGCAAGGAGCAUCCUGUUGUUAUAUCGAAAUUUAUUCUCGAAGCGAAGGAAAUUGAUGUCGAUGCUGUUGCCUAUGAUGGUACAAUUUUCUGUAUGGCUGUUUCGGAGCAUGUGGAAAAUGCCGGAGUUCAUUCUGGAGAUGCGACUUUGGUAACACCGCCCCAGGAUAUUAAUCAGGAAACUCUUGCGAAAAUCUGCACUAUAGCAAAAGACGUUGCAGCUUCAUUGUCUGUCACUGGACCAUUCAAUAUGCAGCUGAUAGCUAAGGAUAACGAACUGAAAGUAAUCGAAUGCAAUGUUCGUGUUUCAAGAUCAUUUCCAUUUGUUUCAAAGACUCUGGAUCACGAUUUUGUUGCUACAGCGACUCGUUUAAUUGUUGGAGAAACUGUAAAACCUGUCGGUCUUUUAACUGGAUCUGGAAAAGUUGGAGUAAAAGUGCCUCAAUUCUCAUUUUCCCGUUUGACUGGUGCCGACGUUAUGUUGGGCGUCGAGAUGGCAUCAACCGGAGAGGUAGCUUGUUUUGGUGAUAAUCGAUAUGAAGCUUAUCUAAAAGGAAUGUUGAGUACUGGUUUUCGUAUUCCGCAAAGGGGCAUUUUACUAUCAAUCGGAGCAUUUAAGCACAAAAUGGAAUUAUUGCCCAACAUUAGAAGUCUUGAUAAAAUGGGAUACAAAUUAUAUGCCAGCAUGGGAACUGCAGAUUUUUAUUCAGAACAUGGUGUUACUGUAGAACCAGUUCAGUGGACAUUCGAGAACAUCACCGUGGAUGAGGAUUCAAGUCCUUCGGAACUUUGUCAUUUAGCUGAUUUUCUCGCUAAAGAAUUAUUCGAUCUGGUAAUUAAUCUUCCAAUGCGAAAUGGAGAUACAAGAAGAGUUUCUAAUUUUUUAACCCAUGGCUAUCGAACGAGAAGAUUUGCUGUUGAUUAUUCUGUCCCUUUGGUAACAGACGUGAAAUGUGCCAAGCUUCUUGUAGAAGCAUUAAGAAUGCUACAUGGUCAGGCGCCAAAAAUGAAGACACACACAGAUUGCAUGACAUCAAGAGCAAUGACGAAACUUCCUGGAUUUAUUGAUGUGCACGUUCAUGCUCGAGAUCCUGGUGCAACUCAUAAGGAAGAUUUUGCAUCAUGUACCGCGGCUGCACUCGCUGGUGGAAUUACUAUGAUAUUGGCUAUGCCUAAUACAAAUCCAGCAAUUGUUGAUCGACAAAGCUUCAAUUUAGCUAAAGAAAGAGCAGCAGCAGGUGCAAGAUGUGAUUAUGGUAUUUUCCUUGGAGCAUCAUCUGAAAAUUAUAAUAUAAGUGCAGAAAUAGCUCCAAUGGCAGCAGCAUUGAAAAUGUAUCUGAAUGAAACGUUCACAACAUUGAAAUUGAGUGACCUCAGCGUCUGGAUUAAGCACUUUGAAAAUUGGCCAAAAAAAUAUCCACUCUGCGUUCAUGCUGAAAAACAAAUUGUAGCAACAGUUGUUUUAUUGUGCAGUCUCAAUGGAAGACCCGUUCACAUUUGUCAUGUUGCUCGAAAAGAAGAAAUUCAAAUUAUACGUGCUGCUAAGGAAAAGGGACUUCCAGUUACAUGCGAGGUGUGUCCUCAACAUUUAUUCCUCUGUCAAGAUGAUUUGGAUAAAAUCGGUCACUUUAAAGGACGAGUUUGUCCAAUGUUAGGAACGCGAGAAGAUGUUCAAGCUCUUUGGGACAAUAUGAAUUUUAUCGACUGCUUUGCAACCGAUCAUGCGCCUCACACUGUUGAGGAAAAAACGAGUGAGAAGGCACCACCUGGAUAUCCAGGACUGGAAACAAUUCUCCCCUUAUUAUUGACUGCAGUGCAUGAUGGAAAAUUGAAAAUGGAGGAUCUUGUCGAAAAGUUUUAUUUAAAUCCGAAAAAAAUAUUCAAUCUACCUGAUCAACCGAACACGUACAUUGAAGUGGAUCUAGAUGAGGAAUGGAUUAUUCCCGAGGCGAUGCCAUACACCAAGUCGAAAUGGACACCGUUUGCUGGAAUGAAAGUUCGAGGAAUGGUUCACAGGGUUGUGAUUCGUGGAGAGGUGGCAUAUGUAGAAGGACAAGUGCUCGCAAAUCCUGGUUUUGGACAAGACAUCCGGGAAACUCAAUUGAAAUUAAAACAUCAACUACUCAAUUCUCAAACAAAUGUUGACGUUAAUUUUAGUCGUCCUAAUUCUGCUCUCGAUAUGAUUAUUUCACCAAAUAUCGAAAAACUUGGUAAACCGAUAGAAUUUUCCGAAGAUGAACAAUCAGAAUCACCUCUGAAUCUUUUAAAACCAAUUUCCCAAAAGUCGAAUGUUCACUUUAUGCAAGGAGAUAUACGUGAUCAUUCAAAAAAUACAGGACAACGAAUCAUUUCUCCAGUUCCUUUCAGUACUGGUAUGAGAUUCAGAACAAAUAGUGGAUCAAAUUUUAUACAUCCAGUUGGAUCUCAUGGAAGUCAUGGACUUUUUAAUCAUCACAUUAUUUCUGUCGAUAUGUUUCAUAAACAACAAUUGAGAGAAAUCUUUAGUCUCGCUGAUACAUUUAAACAAUAUGUGAAAAAAGAACGACCAUUGGAUCAUGUUAUGAAGGGGAAAGUAAUGGCUUCAAUUUUCUACGAAGUGAGUACAAGAACAUCUUGCAGUUUUGCUGCUGCAAUGCUUCGUCUUGGAGGAACUGUCAUUAACAUGGACGGAUCAACAUCUUCAGUUAAGAAAGGCGAAACUUUAGAAGACUCUGUGGCAGUGAUGGCAGGAUACGCUGAUAUUGUUGUUCUCAGACAUCCAGAACCUGGUGCAGUUUCUAGAGCAACACAAUCGUGCAGAAAACCUUUAAUUAAUGCCGGUGAUGGAGUUGGAGAGCAUCCAACGCAGGCACUCCUUGAUAUCUACACGAUUCGAGAGGAAAUUGGUACCGUCAAUGGAUUAACAAUUACAAUGGUUGGAGAUCUUAAACACGGACGAACUGUCCAUUCUCUCGCCCGACUUUUAACGUUGUACAAUGUACAAUUGAGAUACGUUAGUCCGGAAAAUUUGUGCAUGCCGGAACACGUAAUGUCUUACGUGGCUGAACGUGGUAUACAUCAGAAAAAAAUAGACAAACUUGAAGACGCUAUUGUUGACACGGAUAUUCUUUACAUGACGCGAAUACAAAAAGAACGUUUCUCUAGCGAAGAAGAGUACAAUAAGUCGUGCGGUCAAUUUGUGGUGACACCAGAGUUGAUGACGCGAGCAAAGAGGAAAAUGGUGGUCAUGCAUCCUCUUCCUCGAGUUUUUGAAAUAAGUCCUGACUUCGAUACGGAUCCAAGAGCUGCUUAUUUCCGGCAAGCUGAGUUUGGUGUCUACGUUCGCAUGGCUCUCAUUGCAAUGGUUCUAGGUCGGUGCUACAAUAUCUAACAUUUAAAUAAGAUUAACAGAAAAAAAAGAUACAAGCAACUCUGAUAUAUUAUUUCGGUCAAGGUUGAAUCGACCGAGUUCAAGGGAAUUUCAAAUUAUUUUCGAAAACCGGUUCAAGUUUUAUUUUUACUCUUCGUGAAUAACUUGCUCUUCUUUUAUUAACAAGAAGAUUCAUUUUUUCUUUAUAUUAAGAAAAUUUUAAUAAAAGAAAAACAAGAUGAAAGUAAAAAAGAAAAGUUAAUGAAAAAUAAAAUAACUAAAGAAAAAAGAGUAGAAUUAAAUAAAUAUUUAAAAAAAAGUAUUUUUGCAAAGAGAAAAAAGGGGUUAGAAUUUUUAAUCGAAGUUAAAAAUUUUUAAUACAUGUUAAUUAUAAAAUUUUUACUUCUUUUUUUGAUGAAUACUAUAUUAUUAUAGAAGACACAAUUUUUGAGCACAAUGUAUUUAAAAAAAAAAUUUUAAUACAAUUUUAUAUAUAUAUAGUUUUAGAAUGAGAUAUACAAGUACAAAUGCUCUAUGUCUAAAGAAGCAUAAUUAUUACAUUUCAAUUAAUUUUAAAUGCAAUUGACUACCUCAUUAUUGCACAAUCUGCCAGAUUUUAUAGUAUUUUAAAUAUUUUAAAGUACAUUACAGUAUUUAAAAACAAAUGACGUUUAUGAAUGACAAACUGUAUUUUCUACGAUAUUUUUAAUAUCGACGAACAAUUUAUAAUUGUCGCAUAAUUUUUUGAAAAUUUAAUAAGAAAAAUAUUUUACUAAUGACAAAAAAAAAAAAAUAUUGUAUAUUUUUCCGGAGAAGAUUAGAUAUAUGUUUACUCAUCGAAAAUACAUGAUGCCAUUGACAGCAUCAGUAAUGAAAUUUAUUCUCCAUGUGACUCAUCAAUGAUAAUCAAUGAAUGAACUUGAAAUUCAGAGAUUAAGUUUACAUUUUGAUAUUUUUACUAUCAUUAUCAAUUUUAUAGGGCGUUGCUUGGUUUAAAAAAAAAAAACUUGAUAAGAGGAAUGUCCCUCGUAUAAUUAAAAAAAUAUAUUUUUACGUAUUUUACAACCUUUUUUUUUUUAAAAAAAAGGAAUGAUCGAUUUUAGUACUUUUAAUACUUCUACAUUUUUAGAAUGUGUGUUAUACUGUGAUUACGUUGAAAACAUUUAAUAAAAUGUAAUCAAGUUUAUAUAAA
This is a messenger RNA of Leptopilina boulardi, 8167 nucleotides long. RefSeq names its product CAD protein (gene rudimentary). Lineage: Eukaryota; Metazoa; Arthropoda; Insecta; Hymenoptera; Figitidae. The record is from RefSeq and is a predicted model, not a curated record. The transcript has 26 exons. Gene Ontology annotation, molecular function: amino acid binding; dihydroorotase activity; aspartate carbamoyltransferase activity. Gene Ontology annotation, cellular component: cytosol; cytoplasm. Gene Ontology annotation, biological process: L-glutamine metabolic process; 'de novo' pyrimidine nucleobase biosynthetic process; L-citrulline biosynthetic process. The coding region runs from base 277 to 6996 and encodes 2239 amino acids.